Emericellopsis atlantica is the source of this 1629-nucleotide messenger RNA. RefSeq names its product RIO1 family-domain-containing protein. Gene Ontology annotation, cellular component: preribosome, small subunit precursor; cytosol. NCBI's taxonomy places the organism in Eukaryota, Fungi, Ascomycota, Sordariomycetes, Hypocreales, Bionectriaceae. The transcript is spliced from 2 exons. Gene Ontology annotation, molecular function: ATP binding; protein serine/threonine kinase activity. Gene Ontology annotation, biological process: maturation of SSU-rRNA. The coding region runs from base 1 to 1629 and encodes 542 amino acids. The record is from RefSeq and is a predicted model, not a curated record.
AUGUCAGCCGAACAACCAGCAGCAGCGGCGCCGUCGCCGGCUGACCCUCACCAACCGACACACAGCUACACGCCCAACCAGGGCUAUGAUCGCGACACCGUCCCCCCAGAGGUGCGGAUGCACCGUGGCGCGCCCGCCGACCCCUCGCCCAACGACGAGAACGAGGAAGACGACUACGAUGACAUCUUUGACGGCAACGAGUCCGCCGAGGAGUGGGAUCCCGAGUCGGGCGACCUCACAAAGAACUACAACCGCCAGCGAGGCAUGAAUGCACCCCGAUCGAAUACCCAGAAACCUUCCGCCAACACCUUCGCCAGCGUCGACGACCAAGUCUCUGCCCUCUCCAAGCACGCAGCCAAGAUCCGCCUCGACGAUGUCAAGCAAGGCGAGGACAGGGAGAAGGACAAGGCCGACCGGGCGACGAGCGACCAGGUGCUCGAUCAGCGCACCCGCAUGAUCCUGCUGCAGAUGAUCAACCGCGGCGUCGUCAGUGAGGUGCACGGUGCCAUCAGUACCGGUAAAGAGGCCAACGUGUACGGCGCCGUGUCGCACGACGACCAGGGCGAGGCCAUCCAGAGGGCGAUCAAGGUCUACAAGACAAGCAUCCUCGUCUUCAAGGACCGCGAGAGGUACAUCACUGGCGAGCACCGCUUCAAGGGAGGCUUCGACAAGGGCAACAACCGCAAGAUGGUCAAGCUGUGGGCGGAGAAGGAGUACAGGAACCUGCGGAGGAUAUACAGCGCUGGCAUCCCGUCCCCGGAGCCUCUCUCCCUCAAGCUGCACGUCCUGGCCAUGAGCUUCCUCGGCGACCGCAAGGGCUGGGCCUACCCUCGCCUGCGCGACGCCACGAUCGAGGACCAGGAUGAGUGGCGGAUGCUCUACAUCCAGCUACUCGGCUUGAUGAGGAAGAUGUUCCAAGUCUGCCGUCUCGUCCACGCCGAUCUGAGCGAGUACAACAUUCUGUACCACAAGCAGACGCUGUACAUCAUCGACGUGUCGCAGAGUGUCGAGCCCGACCACCCUCGUUCUCUCGAGUUCCUGCGCAUGGAUAUCAAGAAUGUUGGCGACUUCUUCCGGAGAAAGGGCGUCGACACGCUCACCGACCGCAUGAUCUACGACUUUAUCACUGCUGCCGACCUGCCCACUGACGAGCCCGCCAUGGGCGAGGCUCUCGAGAAACUCUACGAGUCGCGCCCCGAUGAGGGGGAUGAGGAUGCGAUGCAAGUUGACAAUGAGGUUUUCCGCAACCAGUACAUCCCCCAGACAUUGGAGCAGGUCUACGACGUGGAGAAGGACGGCCAGAAGCUGGAAAAGGGAGGCGGCAAGGAUCUCGUGUACAGCAAUCUGCUCGCCGAUUCUGUCGUCGACAAGGGCCAGGACGAAGGCCAGAAGCAGGAGGACGACAGCGCUGAGGGCACAGAGUCCGACGAUGGCGCUGCGCUGGACAGCGACGACUCUGACUUUGACGACUCGACGAGCAGGCCGCGCGGAAAGCGAUUCGAAGAUAAGGAUGAGAAGAAGCAACACAAACAGGCUGUGAAGGAAGCGAAGCGCGAGAAGAGAAAGGAGAAGAUGCCGAAGCAUUUGAAGAAGAAAAUCGUCAGCAGCACUUCUCGCAAGAAGAAAUAG